Molecule: messenger RNA, 2231 nt
Organism: Bacillus rossius redtenbacheri
Lineage: Eukaryota; Metazoa; Arthropoda; Insecta; Phasmatodea; Bacillidae
Product: sialin-like
Exons: 12
Coding region: 596-2185 (529 amino acids)
Biological process (GO): transmembrane transport; monoatomic anion transport
Cellular component (GO): membrane
Molecular function (GO): transmembrane transporter activity
Source: RefSeq, a predicted model, not a curated record
UGAGGGAAUGCCAAGGCGAAGCGAGACCCAGUUCCCGUUUAACUGCGUGAGGAGUGCCAUCGGCACCGAGUGGGGGGAAAAAACAAAAACAGGUAGCCAUACUUAGAGCCACGAUUAUUGCGUGGAUGAACGUCACUCCAGGCUAGACUCGACACCACUAUACACAAGCUGUUCUUUAGAAUGCCUACUGGUAGAUGACUAGAGACAAUGAAAUAUUCACGGAUUCAUUUCGCGCCAAGUUACAUCACAUGUAACUUCAUAUUGCUUCAGCGAUUGGCUCACAGUUUAUCUGAAGGACUCUGAGCCAAUGAAAAAAUCAUUCAACCGAAGAAGUAUCGAAUCGCAAGCAUGCCAGUCGACAGGUCUCGAAAGUGAAAAGCCAAUGAGCAGGUGGCAUUUGGCCGAGUGUGUAGGGGAUUGUGGAGUCCAUCCUAAAGCGUGAUCAAGAGAGUGUCAACAGCAUUGAAGUCCGAUCAUCGACGCGAAGAGGUUGUAUAAGUGUUUCAAGUCUACUUUAUGCGCAAGGACUCAGCAAAAUAAUCUUAGCCUUUGUGCACCACUGCACGGAGGCCGAGACAACAAUGUACCUUCUGUGAUGUUGAGGAUGGGGUGCGCUGAAGACGUAGCGCCUGACGCAGAAUGUGCAGAGGUCUGCGGUGUCCUCAGCGAGAAACCUCAGGGGAAGGGCGCGGACGCGCCGGGCUCCAGCGACGGGCUGGGGGCCGCCUGGAAGUUCUGGAGGCGACGGCGACACAUGCUCACUCUGCUCGCCUUCUUCGGCCACAUGAUCAAGGUCGUGCUCAGGGUCAACAUGAACGUCGCCGUCGUCGCUAUGACGGAAGAGGUCCCCGUCACCGCCGAGAACGGCACCACGGUUUACGUGCGGGAGUUCGACUGGGACGCGCCCACCAAGGGCCUGCUUCUCAGCGUGUUCUUCUACGGCUACACGCUGACGCAGCUGCCUGGAGGGAUCCUCGCCAUGAGGUUGGGCGGCCACAGGAUGUUCGGAUGGGGCAUCGCCUUCACGUCGGUCACCACCUUGCUGACCCCUGCCAUCGCCCGCACGCACUUCUACCUGCUCAUGGCCGUGCGGCUCGCCGAGGGUCUUGCCGAGGGCUUCCUGUCGGCCAGCAUCGAGCUGCUUUGGGGACGGUGGGUGCCGGUCCAUGAGAGGAGUCGCCACGUGGCCUUUGCGUGUUCGGGCAUCCCAUGGGGCGACAUCGUGGGGCUUUCCAUGUCAGGGCUGGUGGCCAGUAACCUGGGCUGGCCGGCCAUCUUCUACCUCACAGGGGUGUGCGGCCUGGCGUGGUUCGCCUUCUGGUGGUCGGGCGCGAAGGAGCACCCGCACCUCGACCCGCGCAUCUCGCCGCAGGAGCUGGACUACAUCCGGCGGUCGCUGGGCCCCGCCGUCAACACCGAAGGCCGCAUCCCUUUCGUGGCCAUACUGACGUCACUCCCUGUCUGGGCGAUUUUGGCCGCAGGCAUGAGCAACUGCUGGAACCACUACACGUUCGCCAUGCACCUGCCUUCCUACUUGAAAGACGUGCUGCAGUUCGACCUGCAGGAGGCGGGCAUGCUGGCGGCGGUGCCCUACCUGGCCGAGGUGAGCCUCAUGUUCGCCUUCGCGCACCUCGCGGACACCGUCGUCGGGGGCCGCCUCGCCGGAGUCACCGCCAGCCGCAAGGUCUGCAUCUGCGGCUGCCUGCUGGUGAUCGCGGGAGCCACUCUGCUGGUGGCACGCGCCAGGCUGCCCGGCGCCGUGCUCGCCUGCCUCAGCGUCGUGCAGACCUUCGACGGCGUCGCCUGGAGCAUGAUGCUGGUGAACCAGCUGGACAUCGCCCCCGGACACGCCAGCAUCCUGACGGGGCUGCACCACACCAUGUGUUCGCUGACGGGGGCCACGGGACCCAUCCUCACCGGCUACGUCACGGAGGGCAAGCGGGCCGAGGACUGGGUGGUGCUGUUCUACAUAGCGGCGGGGGUGAACACGCUGGCCGCCAUCUUGUACGGCGUGUGCGGCAGCGGGGAGACGCAGCCCUGGGCGGCGCGGGACAAGAUGGCCGCCGCGGACAAGAUGGCCGCCGCGGACAAGAUGGCCGCCGCGGACGGGCGCCCCCCUCUCCUGGCCGAGGCCGGGGAGGAAGACGCCGCCAAUAACCGCAUUGCCGCGCGGGCAGGGUCGUAGCCAGGACUGUGCGAAGCGCAACCAUUAAAACAUUUUGUCUUAGUAA